This is a messenger RNA of Megalops cyprinoides (Indo-Pacific tarpon), 2894 nucleotides long. Its product is annotated as lysophosphatidylserine lipase ABHD12-like. Lineage: Eukaryota; Metazoa; Chordata; Actinopteri; Elopiformes; Megalopidae. The record is from RefSeq and is a predicted model, not a curated record. Bases 55 to 1161 code for a protein of 368 amino acids. Gene Ontology annotation, molecular function: monoacylglycerol lipase activity; phosphatidylcholine lysophospholipase A1 activity. The transcript has 13 exons. Gene Ontology annotation, cellular component: endoplasmic reticulum membrane. Gene Ontology annotation, biological process: monoacylglycerol catabolic process; phosphatidylserine catabolic process.
CUUUCACAAUCACUGUCACUUUUGACAGCAUAGCAAUGCAUAUCUAAUGCAAGCAUGAAGAAAAGAAGUAGCCAUGGGCGCAAACAUACGCCUGCUGAUAACGGGGAGAGUAAGACCACGGGGGGGAAAGGGAGGGAGGUCGAAGGGAAAGUACCACGAUGUAUCCAGUCGAAUUCCGGGUGGUUCAUGAGGAUCAAAAAGGCGCUCCUCGCGCUCUGCAUUGUCUACAGCUCCGUUCCAUUCGUCCUCCGCCUGUUUCCAGGGAUAUUGGCGCAUGUGGUGUAUUCGCAUACCUUCAGAGUCCCAUUCUUUGUGGACCUCGGCCGUCCUGCAGACCUCUCUUUGAACCACACCGUCAACUUCUACCUCACACCAGAGGAAGGGGUCACAGUAGGCGUGUGGCACACAGUCCCUGACAGCCGAUGGAAGGAGGCCCAGGGAAAAGACCUGGCGUGGUACCAGGAGUCUUUAAAAGAUGGGGCCCCCGUUAUCAUCUAUCUCCAUGGUAAUGGGGGCACCAGGGGAGUCAGUCACCGAGUGGAACUAAUGAAAGUCCUGACCACAGCUGGGUUUCAUGUCGUGGCCCUGGAUUACAGAGGAUAUGGAGAGUCCACUGGCCAUCCCAGCGAGGCGGGCUUGACCAUGGAUGCCCUGUACCUGUACCAGUGGGUGAAAGAACACAGUGGGAGAAGCCCUGUCUGUCUGUGGGGACACUCCCUUGGCACUGGGGUGGCUACCAACACUGCACUUAAAUUGCAGGAGCAAGGUAUAGCUGUUGAUGCAGUCGUCCUGGAGGCUCCAUACACAAAUAUUCGAGAAGCAGGUGCCUACCAUCCUUUUGGCAUGAUUUACUGGAAGUUCCCAUACUUUGAUUACUUCUUCUUGGACACCAUGGCACUGAACAAUUUAGCCUUUCAUAACGAUGAAAACCUGAAAACGAUGCGCAGCCCCCUGCUGAUCUUGCAUGCAGAGGAUGACCGCAUUGUUCCCUUCCACAUGAGCCAGAAGCUGUUUCAGAUUGCACAGCAGGCUCAGGGCUUGGAACAGCAGGUCCAGAUGGUGCCGUUCAGCAAAUCGCUGGGUUACUCCCACAAUGGGAUCUACAAGGACCCCACUUUGCCCAACAUUAUAUGGAAAUUUCUACAGCCCCUGAUGCCCUAAACCAUACAAAAAUGUAUCAGCAAUUUCAGAUGCUGCAGUUCUAUAUCAAAACCAUUUUUGACUGUCAAAAAAUGUCUUAUUUUCUUUAUAGAAUGCCUGGUAUGUUGGUUCAUUGUGACAUUAUUUUACUUACAAUUGCUCUCAGUCAUACUCUGUUUUGUGAAAGCCCACAAAAGAUGACACACAUUAAAUCGCUUAAGACAGAGUGUGACUUCAUGAAACCUAUAAUGCAUGAGCUACCAUUUGCUGUCAGUCACUUACUUGUUGAGAACCAGUAAAAGGACAUUGAAACAAACAUAGCAUUUCGCUGUGGGGAGCAGUGAGUCAGUGAUAACACGAGACAGUCCUGGGUUUGGGUUUGGGUUUCCCACCUAUUUUUGGUUUCAUAAAGCCCUACUCUUCCAUCACCACAAUAAACCAAUUUACAUUGCCAGACAGUGUUUACUGUUGUAAUGGAACACAAGCCCCAAGAGAUUAAACCGCUAUUUUUUUAGAACACUUUAAUCAUUACCAAUCACCACAGACUCUAAAUAACAAGGAAACUCAACCAUGGACAUUCAACUCACCAUGGACUAACUCCAACAUGUAGUCAUCAUUAUUUUCAAAUGAAUAACUAAUCUGGGCACAACCGCAUAAAAAGAUAUCUGCUUUAUUUUGGAAGGUGCAAUCAAGACUCAUUUAUGAUCACCAUGUGCAAAGUCACUUGAAAAUUUCAUGUUGUGUAUCCCUACCUCUGAAAGCAGGCAUUAAUCAAACUUAUGUCUAGCAUGGGAAAUAAGAUAUUGACCUUUAAAAUGCUAAACCGCAGCCAAUGUCUUAACAUUUCAUCACCAUCUCAUUGGCUUUGCAACAGUUUACUAAAUGUUGGCAUUGACAGUGAUUGACAUAAUUACUGUUUUUUUGCCAACUGAAAAACCAGAGCCAUAUUUGGCAUUGUGAAUUUGGGCUUGCUCAUAAAGUAAGGCUGGUAUUUUGACCCGGAGUCAACAUAGACUCCACAAGCGCAGCCUACCCAGCUCAAGAUAAGAAAAUAACAUUACACAGCAGGGUCUUGUUGACAUAUUUUAGCUGUAAUUGGAAGCAUUAUUUUUCAUGUACAUCUCAAGCAAUAAUAAAGAGUUAUUGGAUGCUGACUGAAAUCUACCUGUAUAAAGUAUAAUGCUCAGUUAAACUCUUCUUGCAUAGCCUUGUGAUACACUGCAGGACUCUUAUGUUCCAGCAGUUGCCUUUCAAAAGCACAACACCUUCUGGUGACAGGGGCUAAUGCAAGUUUAGGUACACAUCUGCAGACAGUAAUGUGAUUGUAAGAGGGCAAUGCACACGCUGGGGUUCUUUGGUGCUCCUUUUCAACAACCAUUUUGGGGGAGAUGAUGGUGAGUGAGUGAGCUUUUCUUGGGAGAAAGUUAUUGCAGCCUUCUUUAGAUGCUGAACGCUAUAAAGGGUGUUCAUAUCAACCAACUGGAAGUGCCAGCAAUUGUACAGCCUGGGGUAUGCCACUGUUUAUCUACUAGAUUGCUGCAUUAAUAGCCAUAUCAGCAUCCUGUUCCAGUUUACUUACCUGUUCAUCGUUUGUCUUGUUAAACCUGAUCUGCCUGUAGACAAAUACAACAAUAAGCACUUGUAACAUUUUUUGGCAAUAAACUGAACUUUUAAGGGUACAGUGGAUGAUCUCCAUCACUCUAUAAAUGAUGCUGAACCUGAGUGCACAUAUUUAGUUUACUAUUGCUGGUAAA